Molecule: messenger RNA, 2107 nt
Organism: Helianthus annuus (common sunflower)
Lineage: Eukaryota; Viridiplantae; Streptophyta; Magnoliopsida; Asterales; Asteraceae
Product: chaperone protein dnaJ 1, mitochondrial
Exons: 19
Coding region: 138-1472 (444 amino acids)
Biological process (GO): protein refolding; response to heat
Cellular component (GO): cytoplasm
Molecular function (GO): heat shock protein binding; ATP binding
Source: RefSeq, a predicted model, not a curated record
AAUUGAAUCAGGUCAUGUAACAAACACUACUACUACACAAACCUUGAGCAGAAAGAAAUCAGAACGACGACGUCCUGUGAACUUGUUUAACACAAACAAUUACAUCGUCUGUAUGAAUUUUGAACUGUGUUCUUCAAAUGGCCGGAUUUAGCUGGCUAAGAAAUCGGCCAAACUUCAUCUUGCAUAAGUUUCUGUAUCCUCAACAUUUGGCGUCAGUAUGCAGUCGUCGUCGUGUAGCUUCAAAGGCUUUUCAUCCAAUUGUUCACAGUCGUCGAGGAGAUUUUUACAACGCUGGAAAGCCUUUAGAUUUUGCAAAUAUCAGAAUGCUACUUUUGAAGCGUUGCAUCCAUGCCACAGGUUAUUAUAACUCGAGAGAAGGAGAUUACUACCAACUUCUAGGUGUUCCUCAGAAUGCUAGCAAAGACGAGAUCAAAAAGGCUUUUCAUGCUCUGGCAAAGAAGUAUCAUCCGGAUGCAAAUAAAAAUAACCCUUUGGCGAAGAGAAAAUUUCAAGAGAUAAGAGAGGCUUAUGAGGUUCUACAAGAUUCCGAAAAAAGAGCUGAGUAUGACAUGUUGAAGCAGCAAUCCCGGGAAAACACGACUUCUUCUUCUAGAGGUACUGGCGGAUUUAGACAUGCUAAUGGAAGUGCUGAGUUUUCUGAUUCUUUUCAAAAAAUAUUCUCUGAGAUUUUUGAAGAAGAGACAGAUAAUGCUACAAGCGAUAUUCAGGUUGAGCUGUCAAUUUCCUUUUUGGAGGCUGCUCAAGGCUGCACAAAACACCUAUCAUUUGAUUCAAAUAUUCUUUGUGAAUCUUGCGAUGGGCAUGGUUACCCUGUUAAUGCUAAGGCAAAACGUUGUCCAACUUGUGAGGGAACAGGGACAGUUUUUAUUCACCCGUUCUUGGCUAGAUGCAGCACUUGUAAAGGGUCAGGCCAUAUUAUUAAGGAAUAUUGUAGGUCAUGUGGUGGCUCCGGGAUUGUUGAGGUAGUCAAGGAAGUCACAGUUCCCAUACCAGCAGGCGUAGACUCUGGUGACAUAAUAUCGGUUCCAAGAGCUGGCAAAGUUGGAAGACGAGGUCAAUCUGGUACCUUAGUAAUAAAACUAAAGGUUGCUGAAGACCUGGUUUUCCAAAGAGACGGUGCAGAUCUAUACGUAGAUUCAAAUAUCGGCUUUACUCAAGCAUUGAUUGGUGGUAAGGUUGAUGUACCGACUUUAAAUGGAAAGGCACAAGUAAAAAUACCCAAAGGGGUUCAACAUGGACAACUAACAAUACUAAGAGGCAAAGGCUUGCCAAGGAAAGGUUUUUUUGUGGAUCAUGGAGACCAGUAUGUACGUUUCCGCAUUAAUUUCCCCACGGUAGUAAAUGAUCGUCAACGUGCUAUACUGGAAGAGUUUGCCAAGGAGGAAAUUGAACAAGCACAGAACAUGGCAGUUGAUGGAAACUGGCUUUAUCAGCAGCUCUCUACUGGUUGAACUUACAGGUGGAUUCGUUUAACCGAAUACGCUACAACCCCCAGAUUCAUGCUUGAAUUAUCGACGUUAAUGCUGGUUCUUCUGUUCAUCAACAAAGUCUUGACCUAGAUCCUCCGCGUGGUCAAAAUAAAUUUGCAGCAUUCCUUACACAAAUUGCUGCAUCAUGACUUGUACACAUACUACACAAAGGGAUGGUGAGUUUCCUCUUCUCAUAUCACAUUUUUGUUUGAUCUCAUUGCUGGAAUUAGACGAUGAAAACAAGAAGUAACAAUGUCAUACCGACAUGCACCUUGUGCAUUGGAAAUGGUUCGUAGCCCAAAAUUUGGUACCACGGACUUUUGAGGUGGGGUUAUUUUGUAUUUGUUCUCUUUUAGGUGUUAGUUUGAUUAAACAUAACGUCCAUCAGUUUGGUUGGUACGGUUUUUGGACGGAUUAAUGAGGUUGAUUUUGGGUGAUGAGCAAGAAUUUGAGCCACCGAAUAGUUAGUCUUAUUAACAAAGUUAUACCAUUUAAACCGCUUUUGUAAUUAAUAGAGUAUGAUUGUUGAUGGCUGGCAACUGUUCGCAUAGUCGUAAACUACACUUUGGUCAAAAGAAUGCGGCAUUAAUUUAUGGAAGCGUUGGUUGUUAAGAUUA